Messenger RNA from Penicillium odoratum, 4374 nucleotides. RefSeq names its product ABC multidrug transporter A-2. The coding region runs from base 1 to 4374 and encodes 1457 amino acids. Gene Ontology annotation, biological process: transmembrane transport. The record is from RefSeq and is a predicted model, not a curated record. The transcript has 5 exons. Gene Ontology annotation, cellular component: membrane. NCBI's taxonomy places the organism in Eukaryota, Fungi, Ascomycota, Eurotiomycetes, Eurotiales, Aspergillaceae. Gene Ontology annotation, molecular function: ATP binding; ABC-type transporter activity; ATP hydrolysis activity.
AUGAAUUCGGACGAGACCUCGGUGUCCUUGAGUGACCACGACAAAGAUGAAUCUGUAAUCCUAGCUCAAUCAGAACAAAAACGUCACCAAGAAAUCACUAAGCUCGCACGCACUUUCUCACAACUCUCACAACAAAACAGCUCAGGUUCUGACGCCAUCAAUACCUUCCUUGAUCCGUCCAAUAAUCCUGAGUUGGACCCUAAUUCGCCCGACUUUAACUCCCGCAAAUGGGUUCGCAAUACCUUGCAGUUGACCCGUGACCCUGACCGUUUUCCGCGUCGCACAGCAGGCGUCUCCUUCCAGAAAUUGAAUGUCUUUGGUUAUGGCACCGCUGCAGAUUAUCAGGUCAAUUUUGCUAAUGUCUGGCUGAAGAUGCUGGAUGGUGUGCGGCAUAUGGUUGGCCUGGGAAAGAAAGUGCGCAUUGACAUCCUCCGUGACUUUGAAGGAAUCGUGGAGCAUGGUGAGAUGUUGGUAGCUUUAGGUCGACCGGGCAGUGGAUGUUCCACACUCCUUAAGACCAUUGCGGGUGAGACACAUGGUCUCUUUCUGGGUGACGGAGUCGAUGUACAGUAUGAAGGUAUCACAUGGGAGCAGAUGCACAGUCGCUUCCGUGGUGAAGUCAUUUAUCAGGCUGAGACGGAAAUUCAUUUCCCUCAGUUGACCGCCGGAGAAACAUUGUUUUUUGCGGCUGCAGCACGUACACCGGCCAAUCGUCUGCCUGGUGUGACGCGUGAUCAGUAUGCCUUGCACAUGCGGGAUGUGACGAUGGCCAUGCUUGGACUCUCCCACACCGUCGACACCAAGGUGGGAAAUGAUUUCAUUCGCGGUGUCUCUGGAGGUGAGCGAAAGCGCGUCAGUAUUGCCGAGACAACACUAUGUGGCAGUCCUUUACAGUGCUGGGAUAACAGUACGCGUGGACUGGAUAGCUCUACUGCGCUGGAAUUUGUGAAGAACCUUCGGCUGUCUACAGAGUACAGUGGUACUACUGCUGUCGUUGCGAUCUACCAGGCUAGCCAGUCUAUCUAUGAUCUCUUCGAUAAGGCGAUUGUCCUUUACGAGGGGCGCCAGAUCUACUUUGGCAAAGCUCAAGAUGCGCGUCGCUUCUUCAUCGAAAUGGGCUUUAACUGUCCCGAUCGACAAACCACUGCGGAUUUUCUGACUUCGCUUACCAGUCCAUCGGAACGUGAGGCUCGUCCAGGCUUCGAAAAUCGAAUCCCCCGUACACCAGAUGAGUUUGCAGCUCGUUGGAAAGCAAGUCCCGAGCGAAAGCAACUUCUUCAGCAAAUCGCCGACAAGACGGCUCAGAAUCCAGUUGAAGGGCGUCGGUUUGAGCAAUUCAGUCACUCUCGCGCAGCUGAGAAGGUCAAGAGCUCACGCGCUGCCUCUCCGUACACCCUUUCAUAUCCUAUGCAGGUCAAGCUCUGUCUCUGGCGCGGAUUCCUACGAUUGAAGGGCGACAUGAGCAUGACAUUGGCAUCUGUGAUUGGUAACUCGGUUAUGGGCAUCAUCAUCGCAACAGUUUUUGUAGGCCUCGAGCCCAACACUAACAGCUUCUUCCAACGCGGUGCACUACUUUUUUUUGCUGUCCUGUUGAACGCCUUCGCUAGUGCUUUGGAAAUCAUGACCCUGUGGCAACAGCGGCCCAUUGUAGAGAAACACUACAAGUACGCCCUGUAUCAUCCGUCUGCUGAAGCCAUCAGCUCUUACAUCGUCGAGCUGCCGUCCAAAUUAUUGAUUGCCAUCUUUUUCAACAUUAUCAUCUACUUCAUUGCUGAUCUUCGUCGGACAGCCGGUCACUUCUUUAUCUUCUUUUUAUUCUCAUUCACCACCACUUUGGUAAUGUCGAAUCUUUUCCGAUGGAUCGGAGCCGCGUCCCGAGCCAUGGCCCAAGCUAUGGUUCCGUCCUCAAUCUUCAUGAUGAUGCUGGUAAUUUAUACGGGCUUUGCUAUUCCAACUCGAGAUAUGCAUCCUUGGUUCAGGUGGUUGAACUGGCUUAAUCCUAUUGCGUACGCAUUCGAAUCAUUGAUGGUCAACGAAUUCAGUGAUCGGGACUUUCCUUGCUCCUCCUAUGUUCCCCAGGGCCCUGGUUACCAAAAUGCCCCACGGAACUCGACAAUCUGCAACACAAAGGGCGCAGUCGCGGGUCUGGAUUAUGUCAGUGGAGACGCAUACAUCAACACCACGUACCAGUAUUCUAAGGGUCACCUGUGGCGGAACUUUGGAAUUCUUGUUGGGUUUUACGUCUUUCUACUGAUCCUCUACGUUAUCACGGCCGAGUACAGUCGAGCUAAACCAUCCAAAGGCGAGAUCUUGGUUUUCCCUCGCGGCAAGAUUCCUGCCUUUGUGAAGAAUGGUAGCAGCGGAGAUUCGGAGACUGGGCUCGCGGAGAAAACCCAGAUUGGCGAGGCUCAGGAUCAGACUGCCAAGUUGGCUAAACAGACCUCUAUCUUCCACUGGGAAAAUGUUUGUUAUGACAUCAAGAUCAAAGGCAAACCCCGACGUAUCCUUGAUGGCGUGGACGGCUGGGUAAAGCCUGGUACCUUGACUGCCCUGAUGGGUGUGACAGGUGCGGGUAAGACCUCAUUGCUCGACGUGCUCGCUGACCGUGUGACCAUGGGAGUGAUCACCGGUGAUAUGCUCGUGGAUGGUAGGCAACGUGAUGGCUCUUUCCAGCGCAAGACAGGCUAUGUUCAACAACAGGACCUGCAUUUGGAGACUAGCACGGUCCGUGAAGCUCUCAUCUUUAGUGCGCUCCUCCGUCAGCCUCACAAGACCCCCUAUGACGAGAAGAUUGCCUACGUUGAGGAAGUCAUCAAGAUGCUUGAUAUGGAAGAAUACGCAGAAGCAGUUGUUGGUAUCCUGGGUGAAGGAUUGAACGUGGAACAACGCAAGCGACUGACCAUUGGCGUGGAGAUUGCGGCUAAGCCGGACUUGUUGCUGUUUUUCGAUGAACCAACCUCCGGUCUUGACAGCCAAACCGCCUGGUCUAUCUGCUCGUUGAUGCGCAAGCUUGCCGAUCACGGCCAGGCUGUUCUCUGUACCAUUCACCAGCCCUCGGCAAUCCUUAUGCAACAGUUUGAUCGGCUUCUGUUCCUUGCGAAGGGUGGUCGCACGGUGUACUUUGGUGACCUGGGUUCUAACAUGCAGACUCUGAUCAAGUACUUUGAGAACAAAGGCUCGAUCAGUUGUCCACAUGACGCAAACCCUGCUGAAUGGAUGCUCGAAGUGAUUGGUGCUGCCCCUGGCUCCCAUGCGGAUCGCGACUGGGCCGAUGAAUGGACCACUAGCCCUGAACGAGUGGUGGUCCGAGAAGAAUUGACCAAGAUGAAACAGGAGCUCUCCCAGAAAACGGUGGCGCUCGCAACGACUGGGUACGGAGAAUUUGCAACUCCAAUUUGGUACCAGUUCCUGGUCUGUAUUCGUCGGAUGUUUCAGCAGUACUUUCGUAGCCCCGGAUACCUCUACUCGAAGACUGCGAUGUGUGUCUUACCGCCUCUCUUUAUCGGCUUCAGUUUCUGGCGUGAACCGAACACUCAACAAGGCCUGCAGAACCAGAUGUUUGCUAUUUUCAUGCUUCUGAUCAUCUUCCCCAAUUUGGUCCAACAGAUGAUGCCCAGUUUCUGCGUGCAGCGCUCGCUGUACGAAGUGCGGGAACGGCCCUCCAAGGCGUACUCUUGGAAAGCGUUCAUGCUCGCAAGUAUCUUUACGGAACUGCCGUGGAACAUCAUCAUGGCCAUCCCCGUGUAUUUCUCGUGGUAUUACCCGAUCGGACUGUACCGCAAUGCAGCCGGCACGACGGCAGCACGGGGUGGAACCAUGUUCUUGAUAAUCUUGAUCUUCCUCAUGCUCGCGUCGACUUUUAGCUCGAUGGUUAUUGCGGGAAUUGAGACGCCCGAGACGGGCAGCAAUAUCGCGCAAUUAAUGUUCUCUCUUUGUUUAGUUUUCAAUGGUGUCCUCGCGAGUCCCACCCAGUUGCCCCGAUUCUGGAUCUUCAUGUACCGCGUCUCGCCCUUCACAUACCUAGUCUCAGCGGUCCUGUCCACUGGACUGGCAGGGAGUACCGCGCAUUGCUCCGAUAUCGAGGUCCUCACCGUCUCGCCACCUUCUGGACAGACUUGCUCGGCGUAUCUGGACUCCUACGUGAAUACUUACCACUCGACCCUGCUCAAUGGGGACGCAACGGAAAACUGUCGACUCUGUGCUAUCUCCACUACAGACCAAUUCCUGGCUGCACUCAACAUUUAUUUUAGCGACCACUGGCGGAAUAUCGGCUUGCUCUUUGCUUAUAUUGCUUUCAAUAUUUUCAUGGCCGUCUUCCUCUAUUGGUUGAUUCGGGUACCGAAAAAUUGGUCCCGCAAGGUCAAGCGGGAGUGA